AUGGAUAAUAUAAUAGAUAAAGAAGAAGAAGAAGAUGAAGGUAUUAUUUUAGGAAUAUCAACAUGUAUUGUAACAGCAAAAAUAGAUGGAGUUACAAUGAAUGAAUGUGUUCGUGUUGGGAGUAAAAGGUUAUUGGGUGAAGUAGUAGCAAUCAAAGAUGACAAGGCAUUCAUUCAAAUGUACGAACCAUGUCACGGACUAGAGAAUGGUGGUCCUGUGAUACGAACAUAUUCACCGUUGAUGGUUGAAUUGGGUCCUGGUCUACUAUCAAGCGUAUUCGAUGGUAUUCAACGACCACUCAGUAAACUAUCAAAGAAUUACUUGGAUGCAUUGUAUAGACCUGACAAGAUCAAUCAAGCAGAAGAAACUCUUGUUGAUCAACAACAACAACAGUCUUAUUCCUCUUCUAUUCACGUACCAUUGGGAGAGACAUUGUCACCACUCGAUCGAAACAAACUCUGGCACUUUGAACCUGUAUAUGAAUAUGUUAUUGGAACACCGGUCACUGCUGGUGAUAUUAUUGGUCGAGUACAAGAAACACCACUCUUUGUUCAUUGGAUUAUGGUACCACCCAAUGUUAUCGGUGGAAGAAUCAUUGAUAUUGCAUCAGAAGGUGAUUACAAUAUUGAACAUCCACUAGCAAUGAUAGAGAUUGAAACAUAUGAUUCGUCAACCUCUACCACCUCUACAUCUAUCAUACCAGUCACCAUGCUUCAAAAGUGGCCAGCUAGAAAACAACGACCAUUUGUAGAUAGACUCGUACCCAAUGAACCACAUCUAUCUGGAUAUCGUGUAUUGGAUUCAUUCUUUCCAUGCGCCAAAGGUGGAAGUGCCGUCAUAUCAGGAUACGCCGGUUUAGGCAAGUCAAUGAUAUCCUAUCAAUUAUCUACAUUUUGUCAAACUGAUGUCGUCGUACAUAGUAUGUGUGGUCGAUCAACUGAUGUUGCUGAAUUAAUAAUGGAAUAUGCAGAAGUAACAUCAAAAGAUCCACAAAAAUUAAUUGAUUCACAAGCACCUUAUUAUAAACGAAAGUAUGAUUAUUUAAUUGAUAAGACUGUUUUGAUUGGAGAUACACCAGUGUCAUCUGCUGGCAUUAGAGAAGCUAGUAUAUUGGUGGCUGUAACCAUCAGUGAAUACUUUAGAGAUAUGGGAUAUGACGUCACUACGAUUGUGGAUUCACUGUCGAGAUGGGGUGAUGCUUUGAAAGAGAUAUCACAAUGUUUGGGUGAGAUGGCCGGUCCCCAAGGAUACCCUCUCUAUCUCGGGUCGAGACUGGCAUCGUUUUAUGCUCGUGCCGGUAAAGUAUCAUGUCUUGGUCGAAAAGAAAGAGAAGGGUCAGUAUCACUAUUUACCAUGGUCUCUCCACCCGCGUCGAAUGGUGGUUAUUGGGGAGACCAUCUUUCCGUUACAUGUUUGGACACUGCCAAUGUAUUCUGGGCUUUAGAUCCAGCACUCAUUAGAAAGAGACAAUACCCAGCCAUACACUGGCUGCACUCUUACUCUAAAGAUAUCAAACUACUACAAGACUAUUAUACCGAAAGAGGAGGUGAAGACUUUUUACCCAAUAUCACCACGGUCAAAGCAAUCUUGGCAAAAGAAGAGGAAUUGCAAGAUGCCAUUAUCACAAUUGGUAAAUCUUCGCUACCCCACCAAGAUAAUAUUGUAUUGGACGUAGCACAGAUGGUUCGAGAAUACUUCCUUGCACAAAACUUGUUUGCACCCUAUGAUCUUUACUCCACCAUUGAGAAAUCCAGUUAUCUCAUUCGUAGUAUUACACUCUUUUACAAGAGAUUUAUUCAAUGGUACAACCAACACAAAAAAGAAUUAGUCAACAAAGAUUAUCUCCAAGACAUCCACAGAAACCGUCAAUUACAAUCACUAACCUACAAAAUGACAACAAUGAAAUUUAAAAAUGAAUUUGAAGAACAAAAGGAAAUGUUUAGAUCAUACAAAGAAAUAAUUCAAUCCAUUGAUACUUUUUUUGAUGAUUUUAAACUAAUAUAA
This is a messenger RNA of Cavenderia fasciculata, 2004 nucleotides long. RefSeq lists its product as uncharacterized. The record is from RefSeq and is a predicted model, not a curated record. Gene Ontology annotation, biological process: ATP metabolic process; proton transmembrane transport. Bases 1 to 2004 code for a protein of 667 amino acids. Lineage: Eukaryota; Evosea; Eumycetozoa; Acytosteliales; Cavenderiaceae. Gene Ontology annotation, molecular function: proton-transporting ATPase activity, rotational mechanism; ATP binding. The transcript has 2 exons.